Messenger RNA from Leopardus geoffroyi (Geoffroy's cat), 3379 nucleotides. RefSeq names its product gamma-aminobutyric acid type A receptor subunit pi (gene GABRP). Gene Ontology annotation, molecular function: neurotransmitter receptor activity; extracellular ligand-gated monoatomic ion channel activity; GABA-A receptor activity. Bases 226 to 1593 code for a protein of 455 amino acids. The record is from RefSeq and is a predicted model, not a curated record. NCBI's taxonomy places the organism in Eukaryota, Metazoa, Chordata, Mammalia, Carnivora, Felidae. Gene Ontology annotation, cellular component: neuron projection; membrane; GABA-A receptor complex. The transcript has 10 exons. Gene Ontology annotation, biological process: regulation of membrane potential; monoatomic ion transmembrane transport; nervous system process.
CCUGCAGCUCUGUCUACCCCAUGGAGAGAGCCACUCCAUCAGAGAGUGGCCUGUGCCUGCAUCCAAGGAGUCAGGGCUGAGGAUGAGGAGACUCUUGGGAACCCAGAAGAUCAUGUCCUGCCUGAAUGCCCAGCCUGAAAGCCUGAAGGACCUGCCCUAACAGGGCUUCAGCAGCUGCCUGGUGAUUGCUACUUUGGCCCCUCUCUGCGUGAGCGCCUUGUCAACAUGAAAUACAUUCUCCAUUUGACCUUUGUGUGUCUGAGUCUCUUGACUCCAAGGAUGUGCAUCCAGGGGAAUCAGUUCAACAUUGAGGUCAGCAGAAGUGACAAGCUCUCCCUGCCUGGCUUUGAGAAUCUCACAGCAGGAUAUAAUAAAUUUCUCAGGCCCAAUUUUGGUGGAGAACCAGUUCAGAUAGCACUGACUCUGGACAUUGCAAGUAUUUCUAGUAUUUCAGAGAGUAACAUGUCUUUCUCCCCCCAAUCCAUUUCCACUACCUGGCUUCCCCCUCAGGACUAUACAGCCACCAUAUACCUCAGACAGCGCUGGACGGACCAGCGGCUGGUAUUUGAAGGCAACAAGAGCUUCACUCUGGAUGCGCGCCUUGUGGAGUUCCUCUGGGUGCCGGACACUUACAUUGUGGAGUCCAAGAAGUCCUUCCUCCAUGAAGUCACUGUGGGCAACAGGCUCAUCCGCCUCUUCUCCAAUGGCACAGUCCUGUAUGCUCUCAGAAUCACAACGACUGUUGCAUGUAACAUGGACCUGUCUAAAUACCCCAUGGACACACAGACAUGCAAGUUGCAACUGGAAAGCUGGGGUUAUGAUGGGAACGAUGUGGAGUUCAGCUGGCUGAGAGGGAACGACUCGGUGCGUGGGCUGGAAAACCUGCGUCUUGCUCAGUACACCAUACAACGGUAUUUCACCUUAGUCACCAGAUCACAGCAGGAAACAGGAAAUUAUACACGACUGGUCUUGCAAUUUGAGCUUCGGAGGAAUGUCCUGUAUUUUAUUUUGGAAACCUAUGUUCCUUCCACUUUCCUGGUGGUGUUAUCCUGGGUUUCAUUUUGGAUUUCCCUUGAUUCAGUUCCUGCAAGAACCUGUAUCGGAGUGACCACCGUACUGUCAAUGACAACACUGAUGAUUGGGUCCCGCACUUCUCUUCCUAACACCAACUGUUUCAUAAAAGCCAUCGAUGUGUACCUGGGAAUCUGCUUUAGCUUCGUGUUUGGGGCCCUAUUGGAAUACGCAGUUGCCCACUACAGCUCUUUACAGCAGAUGGCAGCCAAAGACAGGGGGACGGCGAAGGAAGUGGAAGAAGUCAAUAUUACUAACAUUAUCAACAGCUCCAUCUCCAGCUUUAAACGGAAGAUCAGCUUUGCCAGCAUUGAAAUUUCCGGUGAUAAUGUUGACUAUAGUGACUUGACCAUGAAAACCAGUGACAAGUUCAAGUUUGUCUUCCGAGAUAAGAUGGGCAGGAUUGUUGAUUAUUUCACAAUUCAAAACCCCAGUAAUGUUGAUCGCUAUUCCAAAUUACUAUUUCCUUUGAUUUUUAUGCUAGCCAAUGUAUUUUACUGGGCAUACUACAUGUAUUUUUGAGAGUAUGCUGAAUUGUUUGCAUGUCAUGGUUCUUCAAAAGAACAAAGUAAUGAUGCAAGCAGUUUUCGAAGCCAAGUGUGCGUGCUAAACAAGUGAGUAGAUAGCAUCUGAGCAUUUCUCCUCAAAGAAUAUUCCCCUUCCCAUUAUUUAAGCUGUGUAGAAGUCCUAGCAUUACAGAGUCUUAUAAUAGAAAUAACAAGUCAUUCCUUUUUUAUCUUUACCAAAGACAUCCCCAUGGAGCCUAAGAUUACAAACCUACUCAGGGUUGACUAUUUGCUCAGUGACUCCCUGGUCUGCAUUUACCUCAUAUAAAAAAAUGAGAAGGAAACUAUUAUAUGUAUUGAGUAACCCUCAAGUGCCAGGGGUUGUUUCUAAAUUAAUCACACGUGCUAUUUACUAAAUCUCUGCAGUGCUUAUAAAAUGUAUUGUUACCUAUUUAGGGAGUAACACUUUCUAGUUUUUGUUUUUGAUUAAAAUGAAAUGUGGGCCUAAGUCAAUUCACUGAAAGUCACUGCACUAACUCAAUACCAAGAUGAGUCUUUAAUACAGUAUUUCAUACUACAGCAGAAUAGUCCCCAAACUCCAAUAAGUUCUAUGACUAAAAAAUCACAUGUAAAUGAAGAAAACAUUAAUAGAUCAACAAUCUCAAAUGCAAAUUUGUUUCUAAGAUAUAAUGGAUUCCCCUGAAUCCAAACUGAAAGGGCUCUGGGGCUUUACUCUCCCAUUUGAUAUGUCUUAUCAUUUUUCUAUUAUACACACACCAGUCCUCAACAAUGCUGAAGCCCUUUCCCCACAUCAGGGAUAGAAAUGGAAGAUUGUUUAAAAAACUUAUUCUAAGGAGUCUUACUAAGAGCUGCGGCCAACAAUACAUGUAGAAUUGAGUCCAUUUCUAUCUGCUACUCUGACACUGAGCACCACGUUCCAAGCAGCAGAUCUCCUGCAUCCUUCCAAGAGGAGCUCUUAACCCUAUACUCUAAUGACUAGGAGGGAUGCUUAUCAGAUAAUGAGCUGCAUUACCAAGAAACAAGUGGCUUACAACAAGCUUGGUCUUGCUCAGAACCCCAAUCCUUCUAGCUGGACUACUCUGAGUAGCUUUUCCUGCAUGAGUAGGAGAAUGUUGGCCUAGAGUCCUGAACUUUUUGAGUAACAAUGGGACUUGUUCCAGAAUAUACGUGCAGGCUGCAGAUGAGCUAUCUUUUCCCAGUCCAGCCACUCUCACUCUGACACAAGAAGCACAUUAUGUGCAUCCUUGCUCCUUGGUCAAGUUCAGCCAACAGCAUUAUAAGUGGAGACUUGUCAGUGUGCCAUGAGGGAGGCGCCAAGAUGGUGGAACAGCACGGAAAGUUUUUUUGCAUUGCUCACCCCUGAGAUGUCAGUUCAGCCUCAACCUGCAUAAAAAGAAUCCUGCCAUCUUUAAUUCUCUAACUUCUUUUGUUAUGCCUUUACCUUUUCUUUCAGAAAAUGUAUGCCUUUACCUUUUCUUUCAGAAAGAAACCAUGGCUUCUCUCUUCUAUAACCUCCUGUACCAUAGGCUCUCAUUCUUUUUCUCUUUUUGAUAAUUCUCACAAUUCAGUGUCUAGUGAGCUUUUAACAUAAUGUUCUAAUGCAAAGGAAUUAAACGAGGUGGAACGUGGUUGUAUGGUCCAAUCAUAUUUGUGAUUUAAAAAAAUAAAAGUUUAAAAGGAAAUAUCUGCUCUGAAACUCUGUUCAGGCAUUAUAUAUAUUUUUAAAAAGCUGUACAGUGUGCAACUGUGAAAUAAACAUACCAUAUUAACUACCCACCAAA